GUUAUUACAACCAAAUAAACCCUUUUAUGGUGACUUAUUUGAUCCAUGCCUAAGAAAGUUAUUUAAAUGGGUAUCUUCUCUACAAUUAAUACCUCCUUUAAAUUUUAAUCAAUCACCUGCAAAUACAUUCGAUGAGUUUUUGGUGCGAACUGUUGAACGUGUGAGCCCAUCCACUUUGAAAAAUUCUUUUGGAAGAGGGUCAUAUUUAUAUGAGAGAGGUUGGCAGAUGGAGUGGUUUCGUACAGCUCAAACGGUAAUUCCUGAGGAUGCAUCAAUAAUUUCUGAUGUAGGUGGGACGUUUGGUUCAGUAGGAUUUUUAGAUUUUUAUAUAGAUAAUGGAUAUUGCUGGGGAGUUUGGGGAGUUGAACUGACCCACGAGGUGAAAAGUUGGACGAAUAUGCCAAAAGAUUUUUUUAUGGCAAGAAAACCUAAACAAAACUUUUGGUAUAUACUCUACUCGAAAGAUUACAAAUGUGUUACUAUCAAACGUAAAGAUCAUAAAGACAUAAAUCUUAGUUUGCGAGGUGAUGAUGUACAUGUAUAA
Molecule: messenger RNA, 544 nt
Organism: Funneliformis geosporum
Lineage: Eukaryota; Fungi; Glomeromycota; Glomeromycetes; Glomerales; Glomeraceae
Source: the annotation of a GenBank genome assembly